AGAGAGGCCGAAGAAGAGCACUUCCGUGUUUUUUACCGGAAAUGAUUGGUUGGCAUUGGCAACGUUUUAGCUAAAUCUAGCGUCGUAUACAGCAUAAAGAAACCUAAAGAAAUAUUUUUAAAGAAUUCCUCAAGGAUACUCGCCACAGAGCAGUGAGGGGAGAGCAGUAUUGUAAACAGGAUGACAAGCUCAUCUGCUCCCAGAAUGGUGAAUAGUUACAAGCGGACUACAAGCCCCAGAUCACCUACCAACUGCGGGGAGCUCUUCACCCCAGCACAUGAGGAAAAUGUGCGUUUUAUUCAUGAUACAUGGCAGUUUGUGCUCAGAGAAAUCAGAUCAGCACAGAACGCAGAGCGUAAUGACCGUGGACCACAGGAAUAUGUUGAGAAGAAUCCAAAUCCUAACCUACACUCUUUCACGCCAGUGGACUUGACUGACCUCAAGAAACGUAACACACAGGACUCAAAGAAGUCCUAGUCCUCGAGAUGGUCCGAGCACUUUUAUCCUCCCCAAGCGUCAUCAUCGAGAACUUUUCCCCUGACAUCCAAAGUCAGCCCUAUUUGCCAGUCUGAGGCAGAAUGCCAAACAAUUUUCCGUGAACUUUGAACUACAGCAAGCCCUCAUCUUUACACCCUAGAAGUGACGAAGAGUUCCACUUGUUAAAAAUUUGUCGCGAAUCAUAUUGAAGGCCACACAACUCCGCUAAUCUAUGAAAAAGGACGGAUAACCCUUUCUCAGAUGUUGUUGGCGUCUGAUGCUGAGGUACAAACUGUUCCAUCGGACACAAAAGACUGCAGUCUUUACUACUACGUACAUGAUUCUGGGGGAAGAUGAUAAAGGGCUUUUCUGUUUUGUUUUAUUGUUUUUGUAAAAAGGUAGUCGGCUAGAUAAGGUGUAGCAUGAAAGAUGCGACGCAUCGGAUGCACACUUGAGCAUAUUUGAAAAGCCAAAUGCCAUGCCAAUGAUCUUAAUCCGAAAUUGUGUUUUCCCUGAAACAGGCUUCAUUAAGAAAGCUCCCAAAGUAUUCUCAAUUGACUAACCCCUCUUCCAAAAGCCUUGCAACAAAAUGUUGAAUAAAAAUACUUUUACACUAAACCUUCUUGUAUUCAUCUACCACGGAUAUUGACAACAUGUACUCUUCAGUGUACUAAAUAUCCCAGGUCAGAAUGCAACACAAUUGAAACCUUUCAGAAAUCUGUGAAUGACAUCUUUCCACAUUGUAUUUUCUGUUACCUAAAUACAAACAAAAUGAACUGAGGACACUGUUUAGAACAUCUCAGCAUUCCAUAGCAAUGCCCAGAUACCAUACAAAUAUCGCCCCUGGGACAAUAAACAGAAAAGGAAUGAAACUA
This is a messenger RNA of Syngnathus acus (greater pipefish), 1352 nucleotides long. It is a transcript of the gene mcrip1, whose product is annotated as MAPK regulated corepressor interacting protein 1. The record is from RefSeq and is a predicted model, not a curated record. Lineage: Eukaryota; Metazoa; Chordata; Actinopteri; Syngnathiformes; Syngnathidae. Bases 181 to 477 code for a protein of 98 amino acids. The transcript is spliced from 5 exons.